Molecule: messenger RNA, 408 nt
Organism: Eutrema salsugineum
Lineage: Eukaryota; Viridiplantae; Streptophyta; Magnoliopsida; Brassicales; Brassicaceae
Product: probable ferredoxin-4, chloroplastic
Exons: 2
Coding region: 1-408 (135 amino acids)
Biological process (GO): electron transport chain
Cellular component (GO): plastid
Molecular function (GO): electron transfer activity; 2 iron, 2 sulfur cluster binding
Source: RefSeq, a predicted model, not a curated record
AUGGAUCAAGCACUCUCUUGCAUCAUUAAAAGCCCGUUAACAUCACCAUCAUGUGCUCAGCUUCCGACAAGGGUAAAGAAGGCGUAUGUGUUGUCUUCGAGAGGCAAUUGUGUGAAGAAAAGCCCAAUAAAACUGAUAAGUCCGGGAGGCGAGGAGCACGAGAUAGAAGUAAACGAAGAUAGUUGCAUACUUGAGUCGGCGGAGAAAGCGGGACUGGAACUACCAUACUCGUGUAGGUCAGGGACUUGUGGGACGUGUUGUGGGAAGAUAGUGUCAGGAAAAGUGGAUCAGUCACAAGGUUCUUUUCUUGAAGAAGACCAGAUUCAAAAGGGUUACAUCCUCACGUGCAUCUCACAGCCCUUAGAGAACUGUGUGGUUUACACCCACAAGCAAACCGAUCUUGAAUGA